Quercus robur (English oak) is the source of this 4403-nucleotide messenger RNA. Its product is annotated as ubiquitin carboxyl-terminal hydrolase 16-like. Gene Ontology annotation, biological process: protein deubiquitination. NCBI's taxonomy places the organism in Eukaryota, Viridiplantae, Streptophyta, Magnoliopsida, Fagales, Fagaceae. The record is from RefSeq and is a predicted model, not a curated record. Gene Ontology annotation, molecular function: cysteine-type endopeptidase activity; cysteine-type deubiquitinase activity. Bases 544 to 4050 code for a protein of 1168 amino acids. The transcript has 11 exons. Gene Ontology annotation, cellular component: cytosol; nucleus.
ACCAGAGAUAAAUUUCUUAGGAGUGGAGUGGUCCACGAUGUUGACAAAAAAUUUUAAGCACAAAAUCUAACAGAAAUCACGAAGUUCUAAACCAGCUCCUUCCGAUUAUUUUUGGAUUUUCCAAACACACCAAGAAUUUGGAGAGAGGGAGAGUAUUAUUAUAUAUUUUAUUUCUUGGGUUAAAGGGAGAGAGUAUUAUUUAAAACACAUUUAUUUUACUUCCAAAAUUUACUCUUUCUCUUCUCAGUUCUCACCCCCUAAAUACUCGAUCCAUUUCCCUAUCUACGGAAUUCUAAAUCCGCGGGAUUUUCCUUUUUCCUUUUUCCCUUUUCAAUUUCUCUUCACUGUCACUCGCUCAUUCACCAAACUAUAUAUCUCCGGUUUGUUUCAUUUUCUGAUCAGUGAUCGCCUAAAUCGAACGGCUCCGAUUGGCCGACCGUUCCCAGACUUGAAAACAAGAAAUCUAUGUGCGGUGGCGAUAACUGGAUUUUCCGGUGUUCUCGCAGUCGCUGGAUGUGUAUAAUCGAACGGUGGAGAACAUAAAUGCGUGAUAUCGGGUAUAUAUUAGGGUUUCAGAGCCUAUUUCUGGUUUUCAUCGCGGCGAUCGGGUUUCUAAUCAGGCGAAAAUGGCGGCUCUCGGUGGCCAGAAAAGCCGAGAUCAAGCGGCUUUUGGUGCUCGCAGCAGAAGAAGCCGCUAGAGUCGAGCUCGAAGCCACGACUGGCUACGGCUACAACUACAGUUACAGCUACAGCCACAGCCCAGCCGAAUCAGUCGCCGCGCCGGCGCCGGCAGCUCCGAUUUCCACGAAUUAUCAGUGCGCCGUUUGUUAUUCUCCGACUACUACUCGGUGUGCUCGAUGCAAGGCCGUUAGAUACUGUUCCGGGAAAUGCCAGAUAGCACACUGGCGACAAGGUCACAAGGAUGAAUGUCGUCCUCCUAGUGUUGCUGAUCAUGAUGGAAUCGAUGGCGGUGGUCUUGAGAGUGAAGGCGGGCAGCAUGCGAAUCCAAUCAAAACAUUUCCUGAGGAACCUGCUCUGUACGAUUCUGGGUGCUCUGGCGAAUCUCCAUCUGAGAAGGUUGAUGGUGUUAAAGUGGAGUUUGUUCGAGAUGGUAAAGGGACUGAUUCUUUUUCCGAAGCAUCUGGUGACUCGUUUUCUGGAUUUUCUGGUUCCACCACCAGUGGUGAAGUAUCUGAUGAUGCUUCUGUGGGUGAAAGUUCGAAUGAGUCGGGGGGAUCGGAUGUAAAUGUGUCUGUUGAUAAUCCCCUCAAUGUGCUUGAGACUACUAGUGUUGACAACAUGAACCAAGUCAAGAAGUUAUCUCCAAAGUUUGCUAGUUUAGUCGAUUCUGCAGGUGUUCCUAGUAAAUCAAGUAAACUAGAUAAGAUCAAACCUGAUCGUAGUGAAGGAGAGAGUCAGAGUGUGUCAACUAGUAGUUCAGGUUUGGGGAAUAGUCGCUCACAAGGGGGUUCAAAUGCUGAAAAUUGUGCUGUGUCUUCUGAUUUUUGGAGUAGAACUCUUGAAUCCAUUGGGUCAACAAGUGAUUCCCCAGAUAAUACUGCUCUGUCAAAUUCUGAUGGAUCCAGCAAGAGUAAAUUAUCCGAUUCUGGAACUGCCUUACAUUUUUCAUUCAAUUUUUCUGAAAGCACUUCUCCUUUGCAUUCACAAGGUGCUGAGAUAAAAGGCACUGUAUCAGAUGAUGCUCUUAAAGGUGCUUCGAGGAUUCCUAAGCAUGUUGACAGAGCAGCUUUAUCAGAAAACAUUAGUGUUCAUUCUCCAAAGGGCCAGAACUCUGUAUCCUUGAACAGUGAAGGGUCUAGUUGUACAGAUAAUGGCACUAGCAGUGAUUCACAUUCGUUGAAGUCCAGAGAAGUUAAGUCUAUGUCAUCAUCCUCUUCGUAUGUUCAUCGAUCUCCAAGUAAUUCAAGAGAUUCAAUGCGUACAAGUGAUGCAAAUGCCAGUAACAUGCCAUCCUCAAUCUCUGCAAGGUCAAAGCAUGUUGUUAAUGACCUUGUCAGUAAUUCACACCCUUUGAAGUCUAGAGAAGUUGGAUCUUUUUCAUCUAGUGCUUUUGAUGCGCGUUUAGCUUCUUGUUCUGAAGGGCAUUCAGUUCCGGUUAAAUAUGGAAAGGUUGAUGGUGUUCAGGCUAGUGCUUCUAUACCCUCCCAGGUUACAAAUUCUUCUUCAAAUUCUAGGAGUGGCUUGAAAUCAUCUGUGCAGAAGGUAGUUCAUCAGUUCAGAGGAUCUAAAUUGUCGAAGCACUAUCCAUUAAGGGAUGAAUGUGAGGUUACUAAGAGAUACUCUGACAAGGAGCUCUUUCCAUAUAAAUUGUUUGUCAAGCUCUAUCAUUGCAACAAGGUGGAGUUGAGCCCUUGUGGCCUUUUUAAUUGUGGAAACAGCUGUUAUGCUAAUGCAGUGCUCCAGUGCUUAGCUUUCACUCCUCCUUUGCAUGCUUAUUUUCUGCAAGGGCUUCAUUCGAAAGCAUGUGCAAAGAAAGAAUGGUGUUUCACCUGUGAGUUGGAAAGUUUAGUAUUGAAGGCAAAAGAAGGGAGCUCUCCACUAUCUCCUAUUAAGAUACUUUCACAACUACAAAAUAUUGGAAGUCAGCUUGGUAAUGGGAGAGAAGAGGAUGCACAUGAGUUUCUACGGUAUGCUAUUGAUACAAUGCAAUCUGUCUGCCUUAAGGAAGCUGGGUUAAAGGCAUCAGGCUCUUCAGAAGAAGAAACUACUUUAAUGGGCCUUACAUUUGGAGGCUACCUCCGUUCGAAGAUUAAAUGUACAAAGUGCCAAGGCAAGUCUGAGCGCCACGAAAGGAUGAUGGACCUUACUGUUGAGAUUGAAGGAGAUAUAGGAACCCUGGAAGAGGCCCUUAAACAAUUUACGGCUACUGAGACUUUGGAUGGUGAAAACAAGUACCAUUGUAGCAGAUGUAAAUCUUAUGAGAGGGCCAAGAAGAAACUGACAAUAAUGGAGGCUCCAAAUGUUCUUACAAUAGCACUAAAGCGAUUUCAGUCAGGUAAAUUUGGGAAACUCAAUAAGCCAAUUCGGUUUCCAGAGAUCCUGGACUUGGCACCAUUUUGUAGUGGAACCAGUGAUACGUCACCUAUAUAUAGGCUUUAUGGAGUGGUGGUACACUUGGACAUCAUGAAUGCGUCUUUUUCGGGUCAUUAUGUGUGCUAUGUUAAGAACAGCCAAAAUAAGUGGUUCAAGAUUGAUGACAGCUCUGUAACUGCUGUUGAACUUGAAAGGGUCUUGACAAAAGGGGCAUACCUGCUGCUAUAUGCCAGGUGCUCACCAAGGGCCCCACGGUUGAUAAGGAAGAGAAUAUUAUCUUCAGAUGCCAAAAUUAAAGUCAUACCAUCCUGGUUCAAUGGGAAGAAUACAUCCAUACCAAGGUCCCUGCCCACACAUCCAAGUGUUGCCCCAAAUUUUUCUGGUUCAAAUUCUCGAGAUGGUUCCACCAGCUUUGUAUCUUUCUACACAAGGUACUGCCAGUUACAAAGGAUUCUAGAAGAGGACUCAUCAAGUGACAAUUCAUCCCUCCUCAGCCACAACUCUGAUGAAGGUUCCUGCAGCACUGAUAGCACCCGCGAUUCUGCCAGCACUGAUGACUUUCCUGACUGCAUAUUUGGUGAUUCAGGACAUGGUUGGAACAGCCCUUUAAGGAACCCUUCUGACUCUGAUACGUGUUCUUCCUCUUCCUCUUCCUGUUCUUCACCCUUGUGCUCGAAGCAUUCGCCCAAUUCUUAUUCAGAGCGGAAUGCUUCAGGUUUCCCUGAAACAAGUGGUUCUCAAACUGAUUGUGCAAAUUCAGCAAUGGAAGGUAAUGGUUUUCGGGACAGACCACCCAGUGGUAGUAGCAGGCUGGUGGAUUUGGGAGGCCAGAAAGGUGUUACUUUUUUGCAUUCUGACUCGGCUAGACAUUGUAGAAAGUUAGUGAAUAGUAGUAGUUGUAGGCAGACUGACUCAGAGAGAUUAGGAUUAAAUGCCUGCCACGAUGUACAGUCUGGCAUAUCUUUUAGAAAAUCGGCAAGUGAACGAAGAGAUUAGACGUUCAGUUAUAAUACAUCAAGUUAAUGAGUGGAAGUAAGAGUUUAGAGGGGGUUCUGCAUGUAAUAUACGCCUAUAGCUGGCUCUUUAUAAUGAUCAGCCAUGGCCAUUUUUUGUUACGCAGUAUCCCUCAUCAAACUAGUCGGUGGUUGGCUCAAAGGGAUGGAUCACCAAGCUAAUUUGAAGCUUGAUGCUGUUCUUGGUUGAGGCCAAACCUGAAUGGCUGUUCUAGUGGAAUGUUCUAGUCCCAGUUGACCACCAUCGUCUUAAAUAUGUUUAUCAUGUACCAAACAGGGGUAAAACAGCCUUCUAUUUUUGGUCGUAAAUAAUAAUAUAUACCACUUGAAAGUUUA